AUGCGGUUGCUCCCUGUGCUUGCUCUGGCUGCCUGCCUUGUGCCUAGGUGCUUUGUUUCGGCUGAGAUCUCUCUCCCCGAGCGCCAUGAGUUGGGAGGCCUCGUAGUAAGAGAGGCUACUCCGAGCACCACAACGGCCACAGAAACUUUUAGCGAUACAGCAGCGAGCAAUUCGACGAAUCCUGAUGCCCUUCCCAUCCAGCCGACAGUCACUCCUGCCCUGGGCAUCGGUGGGUUUCUUCUCCUUGUCACGGGAGCAGUUCUUGCACUAAUCGGAAUUCGCAACUUGAGGGUCCAAGUCUUCCUGUCCACUGCUUUUCUGACUGGUCUUGGAGUUACGGUCCUGAUUGUCUAUGUCAUGAGCCCUCCUGUCCGAGUUGCUGUUCAGGGAGCGUAUCUCGUUGCUAUUUUCUUUACCGGCAUGACAUUUGGUGCUCUUGCGAUUGUAUUCAAGGAGCUAACCGAGGGCCUUGGCUGCCUGCUCGGGGGAUUCUGCAGUAGCAUGUGGCUGCUCUCCUUGAAACCAGGGGGGCUUCUCACAGACACCAAUUCCAAAAGCGGGUUCAUCGGCGCAAUCUCGGUCGCAUUCUAUGCCAUGUCCUUUAGCCACCAUACUCGCCCUUAUGGGCUGAUUGUGUCAACCGGUAUCUCGGGCGGUACCGCUGUUGCGCUUGGCAUCGACUGUUUUAGCCGGGCUGGAUUAAAAGAGUUUUGGCUCUACAUUUGGGGCCUAAAUGACAAUAUUUUCCCAUUGGGUACUAAUACAUAUCCGAUUACCCGUAACAUUCGUGUGGAACUCGCUACCACAGUCAUCAUCGCUAUCUUGGGCGUGGUCUCUCAACUGAGGCUAUGGAAAGUGGUUAGAGAACGUAGACGGCGAGAGAAAGAAAAGCGCGAUGACGAGCAGAGACAGAAAGAGCAAUCCGAGGCCGAGCUCGGACGAAGACUGGAAGAAGACAAUAUACAAGAGCGGAAAGAAUGGGAAGCAAAAUACGGGGACGCUAAGCCGGCGUCGGGCGAGUCAGAGAGCGCGGACGACACGAAGUGCCAUGCCGACGAGGUGGAUGCUAUGGAGAAGGGAGCUGGUUAUGACAUGAAGAGCAUCGUUAAUUCUUCUGACUGCUCCUAUCGUUGCUCCGAUUGCAGAGAAAGGGAGACGGAAGAUGCCGUUUCAGACGCGACAGGCGCGAGAGAAGGUGCUCAUGACCGGGAACAGACUGAGACAGCCAAGGAAACAUCCGACAAGAUACAGGAGGAAAGUGGCUCACUUCCCAUCAAAGUCUUUGAUGGUGCAGCUGCAGCCCAAAUCAAAGACGAUAAGAGCUCUGAUAUGACGGCCGUCAUUGGUUCAGACACUGCAACGAUACGCUCAAAGAGAGCAUCCGGGGCAUUUUGCAUGCCACGAGGUUCUCGAGGCAACGGCGUGCCCCCUUCUCAGUCCCGGGAGGUCUUGGGAUCCGUUGACGAUGGUACUUCAUCUGUGCAUGGCACCAUAGAUGAGGGUGGCAACCCAGAUUCUAAGUGCCUUGAAGUCCAGGGCGAGAAUCUCGAGAUGACGAAGGAAAAUCCCGAAUCAGAUGAGAAGCAUUCUAUGGCCGACGCUGAACGACAGCAGCCAGGGCAAGGGUCUCAUGACAAGCAAACACCUGUGGUCAACAAUGUGGACAAGGCCAUUAUCCCCAAGGACAACGAAGGGCAGUCAAUGGCAGCCAGCACAAAGAAACCCGAGAAGGAUGAUGCCAAAGAGGGCCUCCAUACGCAUUCACAUAGCCAAGCUUCGGAAGUAGCAUUGAUUGAGGCGAAUCAUGGGACUGCUGGUCAAGAUCCAGAUGUAGUCGCAGGCGAAGGAAAGACUGAAGGUCUCUCAUCACCCUCAGAUGAACCUCCGGUCGAGCCAAAGGACGAAGAAGGCAGACUGUCCACACACGUCUCCAAUAACGGAGACACCGAGAAAUCCGAACCAAAAGAUCACGACCGCGAUCAGCUCCAGACUGGAAACCCUGGAAAGCCCGACACUACCCCUGAUGUGCAAGAUCGAAGACCCCGUGGAGAACCAAGUCCAUCACAUGCAUCGUCUCAAAACGAAAUCGGAAAGAAACGAGAAGAUAGCCGUGGCAAACGCAAGUCUCCAGAGCCGCAACCUAGAAUCGAACAAGAGCCGGUGAAAGAAGAGCCCCCGAAGCUGAAUGAAGAGACGGUGAAAGAUCUUCCAAGGCGGACAUCAAGAGUAGUCCAGUCCUACCGCACAAACGAAUGGGCGAAACACCUGGCCGAUGCUGAAGCCCCCGAGCUGGAACCUAUCAAGCCAAUCGAAGAAGAACAACCAGAAUGUCCCCCCGAAGUCGAGGAAGCCGCAGUACCGGUCAACGUACUGGAACUAUUGCAGACACCGCUGAAUGCCCAGCCUCCGCCCGCUGUAGAGCCUCGCGUCCGAGAUCCACCAAGCAGGCGGAACAGUCGUCGGAUCUCCAGCGGCUCUCAGCUGCAUCCCUACUCCCACACCGAUCAAUCAAAGAAAAAGUCGUCCCAAUCCCCUCCUCCCACCGCCCAACCACGCUUCAGCAACGGAUACUCAAUGAGCGGACUGAUCGGAAAUGCCACAACACUAGAACAACCCCAAGAAGACACCGAGGCCACAAAGCCACAAUGGAAAGGCCCCGCCCCCUUAAUAGCAGUACGCGAAGACAUGAUGCGAAACCGGCUCUCAUCCUUCUCCCUCAGCAUGGAUCCUUUCGCGCGAAACAACCCAGGACACCCACCACCCGAAGGCUUACGACGAUCAUCUACCUGCCGAAUCCGCGACGAAGCAGACGACAUGCCACUCUCGCAACGUCGCGCAAUGCUCUACCAACAGACCGUUCCCAGCCCCAGCCCACUGCCAGCACAUACCCCCUACUCAACAUCAAGACGGAACCUCGGCAACGGACCAUCCCCGACCAACACACCAGCAGCCAUGGCUGCAUGGCGCGAAUCCGUCCAAGAGGACCUAAAGGAGAAGCGUAACCCGCUUGCCAAGCAGAAUAGUUCCAUGGUUUCUACAGGACACGAGCGCAACCCGCCUGCUUAUAGUCAGGCGCAGAGACACUCGAUUCAUAUUGGAAAUGCGAUCGCUGAAGGUAUGCAGCGCGGGGAUAUGAGUGACUUGCACCGGGAAGCUAUGCGUCGGAUGCAAGCUAAGGCUAAUAAAAAUGUGAAGGAGGCGUGACGUCGUACGGGGGUUGGGUACCCGCCGUUUGAG
This is a messenger RNA of Aspergillus ibericus CBS 121593, 3237 nucleotides long. RefSeq lists its product as uncharacterized. Bases 1 to 3204 code for a protein of 1067 amino acids. The record is from RefSeq and is a predicted model, not a curated record. NCBI's taxonomy places the organism in Eukaryota, Fungi, Ascomycota, Eurotiomycetes, Eurotiales, Aspergillaceae. The transcript has 5 exons.